GUUUUCUUCAGUCUUGCUGUGUUUCUUGCUGCUUAUGGAAGAAGCUCUUUCUGUCGGAUUUAGUUUCUAGCAUCAUUACCUGAGCAAGAACGCAGACUCCUGCAGGACACACAGAAUGGAGUUUUUAUUCGAGUUUCUAUUCUCUCCAUUGCCCACCUCUGCACUGGUGUUCUUGUUUGGGCUCGGUGCAGUUGCUUUGACUUAUCUCAACACCAGGCCCAAGCCUCUGCGGGUACCUGUCGAUCUGAAUAGACAGACAGUGGGAACUGCGGGUGGAGCCAGGAAAAAUGCAAUUCUAAAAGAUGACAACUUAAUAUCCUAUUUAUACGAAGAUGCCAAGACUCUAUAUGAGGUUUUCCAAAGGGGACUACAUGCUUCAGGAAAUGGACCUUGCUUGGGGUACAGAAAGCCUAGGAAGCCAUACCAAUGGCUAAAAUACAAACAGGUUUCAGAUAGGGCUGAGUAUUUGGGCUCUGGACUGCUCCACAAAGGCCUGGAGCCCUCACCAAAAUCAUUCAUUGGCAUCUUUGCUCAAAAUCGACCAGAGUGGAUUAUCUCUGAGCUGGCCUGCUAUACUUAUUCCAUGGUGGCAGUUCCUCUGUAUGACACGUUGGGUCCUGAGGCACUUGUCUUCAUUAUUAACAGAGCCAAAAUAUCUACAGUACUUUGUGACAAGCAGGACAAAGUGGAGACUCUUCUAGCUAACUGUGAAAAAAGUCUUACCCCUGUGCUCAAAACCAUUAUUGUUAUGGAUGCAUUUGAUGCUGCUCUAACAGAAAGAGCAUCCAAAUGUGCAGUGGAAAUAAUGAGUCUAAAGGACAUGGAGGCUCUGGGAAAAGAUAAUCUUCGAAAGCCAAUUCCACCAAAGCCAGAAGACUUGAGUAUUAUAUGUUUUACCAGUGGAACUACUGGUGAUCCAAAGGGAGCCAUGUUAACCCAUGAAAAUGUAGUGGCAGAUGCUGCUAGCUUUGUUAAAAGCUUUGAGAGUGCCUUUACACCACUGUCCACUGAUGUGCUGAUAUCAUUCCUGCCACUGGCUCACAUGUUUGAGAGAGUUGUUCAGACAGUGCUGUAUGGUGUGGGUGGAAGGGUAGGUUUCUUCCAAGGAGAUGUCAGACUGCUUCCUGAUGACAUGAAAACCCUAAAGCCCACAGUUUUCCCUGUUGUACCACGUCUUCUUAAUCGUGUAUAUGACAAGAUUCAAAGUGGGGCCCAGACUCCAUUCAAGAAAUGGCUCCUGAACUUUGCCAUUGAAAGGAAACAUGCAGAGGUGAAGCGGGGCAUCAUCAGAAACAACAGCAUAUGGGACAAGCUCAUCUUUCACAAAGUUCAGGAGUCUCUUGGGGGAUGUGUGCGAGUGAUGGUGACAGGUGCUGCUCCCAUUUCACCUGCUGUACUCAGCUUCCUCAGAGCAUGCCUCGGUUGCCAGAUAUUUGAGGCAUAUGGCCAAACUGAGUGCACAGCAGGCUGCACCAUCUCUCUGCCUGGGGACUGGACUGCUGGACAUGUUGGAGUACCCGUUCCAUGUAAUGUGGUCAAACUAGUAGAUGUCGAAGAAAUGAACUAUUUCGCAUCUAAUGGUGAAGGAGAGGUGUGUAUAAAAGGAAAGAAUGUCUUCUGUGGGUAUUUGGAUGAUCCAGAGAAGACAGCUGAGGCCCUUGACCAAGAUGGAUGGUUACAUACUGGAGACAUUGGCAAAUGGCUUCCGAGUGGAGUCUUGAAGAUUAUUGACAGGAAGAAAAACAUUUUCAAACUGGCACAAGGCGAGUACAUUGCUCCUGAAAAGAUUGAGAACGUUUACAUUCGCUGUGGAUCAGUUGCUCAAGUAUUUGUUCAUGGGGACAGUUUGCAGUCCUGUUUAAUAGCCAUUGUGGUGCCAGAUGCUGAGGUACUACUAGGUUUGGCUGAGAAGCUUGGAGUUAAGGGAUCAUUGGAAGAACUUUGUAAAAACCAGCAAAUUAAGAAGGCUAUCCUUGUUGACCUUGUAAAGCUGGGACGUGAGGCAGGGCUCAAAUCCUUUGAACAAGUAAAAGACCUGCAUCUCCACCCUGAGCAGUUCACCAUAGAGAAUGGUCUGCUUACUCCAACACUUAAGGCUAAAAGAGGUGAUCUCAGCAAGUUCUUCAAACAUGAGAUUGAAAAUCUUUACGCUCAACUGCAGUGAUCACCAGAAAAGGCCAGAUGUAAAAAGCUCCUGUGACCUACAAAGCAACUCAGAGAACCAAAGGAAUGUAGGCCGUAAAGCUUAGUAGUACACAAGGUAUAGAUAUACAGCAUUGUUUUUUCGUAUUUGUAAUUAAAUUUUUUUUUUUUUUUUUUUUUUAAGAAGUGUCAAGUCAGCUUGACUAUGGUCAAUUAAGCCCUAUCUUCUGCACAAAUGUACAUAUUGAUGGAAUAGCCCAUUUUCAUUUCAUUUCAUCUAUACACAGUGCUACUGUAGUAUAUUUGAGAUUGACAUAGGCAAUAAUUUCAGUACAGCCGACCAAAGCACAGUUGUAAUGGGAGUCAAAGUUGUUGAAUUUUGUCAAUAAACAUGAAAAAUACAUUUAUACUCUAUAAUGCAAACACAAAUAUCUGCCUAAAAGUCUAAAGACAUAUUUAAAGACAUAUAUGGGAUAUCUGAAUAUUUAUUAUACAAUAAUAUCUGAAUAAUUUAUUAUAGAAAGAUACUAUAAAAAUAUAGUUUAAACCAACUUUAUAAAACUGCAGCAAUAUGUACUUUUUAUUGUUGUUGACAAUUGACAGAAACCACAAAUUAUUUUUAAAAAAAGAUUUCUCAUCUUCUAAAGGGUGUUGAUUAUGGUUUUGUAGUUUCAUUUACAGGAGUUUUUGACACAAACAAAAAAGAAAUUAAUGAGUCAUUAAAAUAAUGGAAAAUAGAAAUUCACUGACUGCCCCAACAACUGCCCUUUUAAUACACUUUUAUCACAAGUGUGUUUUAUUUAACAAUUUUUUUUUUCUUGUGUCUCAGUUGUUGUUUGUUUCACUACAGUUGAAAUAGACAAUGAUUAAACUGGAAUGUUGAAUCCUUUCAUUUAAUGCUAUGUACAUUUGAAAAAGCACUGAAAAAGAGAAUUACUGAGUAAAUAAUUACCAUUUUUGUUUUAUAUGUAUCAAAAAAAACCCAAAAAAAACAAAAACUAGAUCAUACCAUAAAGAGCAGAAAUGUUUACUUAUCUACUGUAAGGUUCACAUCGAUCUUACAAAAAUAAUAAAAAAUAAAAUUACCAUUUUUUUCUGUA
This is a messenger RNA of Silurus meridionalis, 3242 nucleotides long. It is a transcript of the gene acsl5, whose product is annotated as acyl-CoA synthetase long chain family member 5. Gene Ontology annotation, biological process: long-chain fatty acid metabolic process. The record is from RefSeq and is a predicted model, not a curated record. Gene Ontology annotation, molecular function: arachidonate-CoA ligase activity. The coding region runs from base 116 to 2164 and encodes 682 amino acids. Gene Ontology annotation, cellular component: mitochondrion; endoplasmic reticulum; membrane. The transcript is spliced from 21 exons. Lineage: Eukaryota; Metazoa; Chordata; Actinopteri; Siluriformes; Siluridae.